Messenger RNA from Scatophagus argus, 3297 nucleotides. It is a transcript of the gene rbm25a, whose product is annotated as RNA binding motif protein 25a. Bases 383 to 2893 code for a protein of 836 amino acids. Gene Ontology annotation, biological process: regulation of alternative mRNA splicing, via spliceosome; mRNA processing. Gene Ontology annotation, cellular component: spliceosomal complex. The transcript is spliced from 18 exons. The record is from RefSeq and is a predicted model, not a curated record. Gene Ontology annotation, molecular function: mRNA binding. NCBI's taxonomy places the organism in Eukaryota, Metazoa, Chordata, Actinopteri, Scatophagidae.
UUGAAAGGCCCUUAGGAAAUCAUUUUCACGUAUUCAUACCUCCUCUUAUGAGCAGAUCAUAAGCAGGACAAAGACCCGCCAGCCCUGGAGGAAGUGAGGAGUGAGGAGUAUCUGAGGACAAAGAUGUGCCUGCCUGAGAGACUGAAUUCAGGGCAGACAUAUUUUCCCUCCCAUGAUUCAUUUCGAAAAGAAGAGGUCCCAGAUAUUUGUAUCCAUAAGGCUCCUUUUAACGCACCGGCGAAAAUUUUACCGCAAAUCUCUGGCGUUACGCUUUUUUGUUUACCGUACUUAAUGGGCUUUUACUUGGGCAAACCGCCAUAUUGCUAACUGUAAACAUUGUUCUUUAUUUUACACUUGCCCGCAGGUUCCUGCAUAUUUCAGGAUGUCUUACCCUCCUCCGCUCAACCGCCAGCAGAUUGGCAUCCCGCAGUUGCCUCCCAGGAUCCCACCUCCUCAGUAUGGGGGAUUUACCCCGACUGUCCCACCAGGUACUCCCAUGAUCCCGGUUCAUAUGGGCGUAGUGACCCCCACACCCACAGUUCUUGUCCCGACCACGAUUGCUGUACCGCAGAAGCCGAUGACUCCAAAGAAGGACCCUUUGUCCAUCAGAGGCAAGGACACAGAGGACAGCACUGGCCCCACCACCACCGUAUUCGUAGGCAACAUCUCUGAAAAGGCGUCUGACAUGUUGGUCAGACAGCUUUUAGCGAAAUGUGGUAUUGUUCUAAGCUGGAAACGGGUCCAAGGUGCCUCUGGGAAACUGCAAGCUUUUGGGUUCUGUGAGUAUAAGGAGCCUGAAUCCACACUGCGAGCCCUCAGACUGCUGCACGAGUUGCUCUUAGGGGAUAAGAAGCUGCUGGUUAAGGUAGAUGCCAAGACCAAGGCCCAGCUAGAUGAGUGGAAGGCCAAGAAGAGAAGUGCCAACGGGGGAGCCAGUGGUGGGUCAAAGAGCGGGGAAGAAGAUGAGGAGGAGGUUCUUGAUGAAGAAACCCUGCAGCGGGACCAGGUUGUAAAGGGGGCAAUUGACGUCCUGAUCCGAGAGUAUUCAAGUGAGCUCAAUGCUCCUUCGCAGGACCCUGACAGUCAGCCUCGCAACAAGAAGAGGAAAGAGAAGAAAGAGGAGGAGGAUAUCAAUGCCAUGGAGAUGGAGGAUGACAAGAGAGACUUGAUUUCCAGAGAGAUCAGUAAAUUCCGCGACACACACAAGAAACUGGAGGAGGAAAAAGGAAAGAAGGAAAAGGAGCGACUGGAGAUCGAGAGGGAAAGGAGAGAGAGGGACAAAGAACGAGAGCGCGAGAGGGAGCGACGCGACCGUGAGAAAGAGAAGGAAAGGGAGAGAGAGAGGGACAAGGAGCGGGAAAGAGACCGGGAUCGGGAAAGGGAGAGAGAUCACGAACGGGAGAGGACGAAGGAGCGCGAGAGGGAGCGCGAGAGGGAGCGUGAAAGGGAGCGUGAAAGAGAGCGCGAGAGGGAGAAGAGUCGGGACGUCAGUGAAGGUCGCAGCAGAUCGAGGGAGAGGACCAGAGAAGAUAAAAAACGAGACCGCGAGGAAGAUGAGGAGGACGUGUACGAACGGAGGAGACUCGAGAGGAGACUCAGAGACAAGGAGGCCGCUUACCAGGAACGGCUGAAAAACUGGGAGAUCCGGGAGAGGAAGAAGGCUCGUGACUACGGCAAAGAAACGGAGAGGGAGGAUGAGCGGCGUCGUGAAAUGAUGAAAGAAGCCAAAAGACUGAAAGAAUUCCUUGAAGAUUACGAUGACGACAGAGACGACCCAAAAUACUACAGGGGAAGCGCGUUGCAGAAGCGUCUUCGUGACCGGGAAAAGGAGACAGAACUGGACGAGCGAGACCGGAAGAGGGAGAAGGAGGAGCUGGAGGAGAUCAGGCAGCGGCUUCUGGCUGAAGGGCAUCCUGACCCUGAUGCUGAGCUGCAGAGGAUGGAGGAGGAAGCAGAGCGCAGACGACAACCUCCUCUGAAACUCGAACCUGAGGAAGACGUGAACCAGGAAAAGCCCCACAAGGAUCGGGAUCGGGAGAAAAGAGGGUCAGGAAGGCCCGUGGAGCCGAUGCCUCGAGGCCCCCAGCAGCAUUCGGACGAUGACGGCGUGGGUGGGGAGGAGGAUGACUACCGCGAAGAUGAAGAUUCACAAGAAGUCAAGCCGCAGCUCAAACCCAUUAUGCGUCCAAUCACUACAGCCCCCUCGGUGUCCUCUGCCAGUGGGAAUGCAACUCCAAACACACCCGGCAACGAGUCUCCCUGCGGGAUCAUCAUUCCAGGCGAGAACACUCCUGAGGUCCAACCUCCGGAGGAACAGCGGCCCAAGAUUGGUCUGAGUCUCAAACUGGGAGCCACCAACAGUCCCAGCCAGCUCAGCGCUGGUAAGCGGAAGAAACUGGCGACUGUGGAAAGUGUUUUCAACAAGUUUGACGAUGAAGAGGCCGAUGAGCAGCCACGCAAACGCAAACUGGUUCCGCUGGACUACGGCGAUGACGACAAGAGUCUGGGGCUGGACGGGGCCGAAAUUCCAGGGACCAAAGGCAACAUCAACACAGAGGAGAAACGCAAGCACAUCAAGAGCCUCAUUGAGAAGAUCCCCACAGCCAGACCCGAGCUCUUCUCCUACCCUCUGGACUGGACUAUGGUUGACUCGACUCUGAUGGAUCGCCGCAUUAGACCUUGGAUCAAUAAGAAGAUUAUUGAGUACAUCGGCGAGGAGGAGCCCACGCUGGUAGAUUUUGUCUGUUCAAAGGUGAUGGCACACAGCACCCCUCAGGGUAUUCUUGAUGAUGUUGCUAUGGUUCUCGACGAAGAAGCAGAAGUCUUCAUCGUAAAAAUGUGGAGACUGUUGAUAUACGAAACAGAAGCAAAGAAGAUCGGACUUGUGAAAUAAAGACCUCACGUCUCUCUCUCACUCUCUCUCUCACUCUCACUGUCUGACUUCCUUAGCUCACAGUUCUGCUCGCUACAGCCUUCUGAUCCGGCAGACUGUAAACUUGUGUCUAUACACCCCUCCAUUCCAACAGCAAGGAGCUACAGCCUUGUUUGUGUGUGUGCUUGGAAGGGAAAGUCUGAGCUGUGAACACAAAGGGUUUGCAGGAAAAAAACUGCAUGAUAAAACUUUGGUUGUAUUUUAUUUUUUCUUUGUUGAGGCAAAAGACAGUCGCAUUUCUCCCAUCUGUUCUCCCAUAUGUUGGACACAUUCUGCUUUAAUUUACUGUUGUCAUGUCAAGGCACUGCUCCAUUGUGUGAAGUAAUAAAUAUGCUUUUUUUUUUUUUUUUUUUUUAAAUAGAAAA